AGCACAGAUAAGACCCACAGUCAGGUUACACCCGAGGGAACACGCUCAGAUGUAGCUGGAAAAAUGCUUGUUUUGCCGUAAGACCGAUGGUGGAUGUUACUUCACGGGAUGAGAUGUCACAAAUGAUGGCUACUGAAAACACAGACGAGGACAAUGUGUCCCUCAAGAGCAACGGGCAGACGGCGAGCAACGGAGGCAUGCUGCAGACGAUCAGAAACAGCUUCCGCCGGGCGUCGGAGAAGAGCCCGCUGUCGUCCGGAAGCAAGGGGUCAAAGGUCACGCCCGGCAAUGAUUCGGGGUUGCGACUGCCUCUGUCACCCAGUCUGAGUGCUGGCUCUCCGGCGACGUCCCCUCGCAGGACCAUCGGAGGCCUUUUCCACAAAAAAGAGGAAAAAGAGGAAGAAGAGGAAGAAGAGGCUAACGGCGCUCCGCAGAAAGGCAAAGGUCUGACACGCCCAAAGACAGAUCCCAACAUGUCCGGGUUCGGAGACUCUCUCAUGAAAAGAGGAGCAUCUAUACGUCGAAGCCUGAAAUUUGGCGGCAAGAAAGACAAAAGCGGCAGACAGGAGUUGCUGGUCCCCGUCUCCGAAGGCUCGGCAGAGGAGAGGAAGGAGGAAAAAGAGAUGGAUGAGGAGGAGGAGGAGGAGGCGGUGUGGGAGGAGAUGGACGAGUCGUACACGCUGCCAGAAAUACCAAACACACCACUGUCAGUGAUGCAGAUCAAUAAGCUGGUGGAGAUGGAGGUGCUGGAGGAGGCUCACCUGAACCUGCUCGCCCUGCGGCAGGAGUUCCAGCAGGAGUUGGAACAGUGCGGCGAGGACUCGUCCAUAGAGCUGUCCAAGAAGGAGAAAGACCUCAACCUCCUCUAUGGAGACCUGAGGAAAAAAGUCAACACCAUCGUGCGCGACUCCAACUCUCUUCCCUCCAGAAACAAGAUGCUGCUGGUCUUCGUGGCCCGCAUCAUCCAAGAGGAGGAGAGGAGAGCGGGGACACCCAGCGGGCUCCAGGACAGCUGGAUGGAGGCGUGGAGGGAGGCGGUGGGCGAGGGUGUGCAGGUGAAGGUGGAGAACGUUCACCUGGAGCGGAUGGAGCAGAACGCCUCCUGGUUGGCAGCUCAUCUGGGGCUGCUGGGUAAAACCAUCGUGGAGGAUUUGGAGAGCGUGAAGAGGGAACUGCGGCGGUCGUACCCGCCCAGCUUUAAAGUCUUCAGCACCUACGUGAGGAGCUACCACAGAGUCGUCGGGCAGCACCUGAAGAAGCUGGAGCUGCAGGUGACGGAGCUGAAGGACUUUUACUCUCUGCUGGACUGGAUCAUCAACCGCUACAAGAGCGAGAGGAUCAUGGGAAGUCUCUCCCUGCAGCCGGACAUGAAGGACGAGAGCGCUGACCUGCAGCUGGAGGGCGACCACCUGAACACGCUGAAAGACAAGUACUGCUGCAGAGUGAAGGAGGAAAUUAAGUCUGCACUGAAAAGAAUCAUUGAUCUUGAAAAUGAGGAAGUUUGGACGGACAGCAAGACUGCGGAGAAGGACGAUGGUUUCCUGGACUGUCAGUUUCACAUGGACAUCUGGACGAUAGUGAAGGGGAAAGUUUCAAACUCUUCUCGUAUUGAUGCUCAGCUGGAACAGAAAGUGAUCACUUCCUGCCUCCAAGAGUUGAAAGAGUUCCCCAAGAGCUUCGAGGCGGAGUUCAAGCGUCACUGCAGCGCUCUCAGACCGCAGCCUCUCUGGACCGAGUAUCACAUUACAUACAUCAACUGCUUCACUGCUUUACAGCAGCACAUGGAGGGGUACAGGGACGCCUGUCCUGCCGAGGUGGAGGCGUUCAGCAAGGAGACAAAGGGGCUGAUCUUCAGGCUCAUGGACCUGCUGGAGGACCAGUUCAAAGAGGAAGUCAAGCCGUACUUGAGGAGAAUGAUGACGAGGAAGUGGCUCACCACUGACGAAGACUUUAAACAGCUUUACAGCCGGACGGAUUUGCUCUCUCAGCACUGUGCCCUCCUGAGGCCCCCGCAUGUGCAGGAGUUGGCGAGCCGGCUGCACUUCCACGUGACGAGGGAAUACGUCGGUCAGCUGAUGAAAAAUAACUACUCGUGCAAGAACCGGAAACACGAGAAGGCGGCGAGCAAGAUCCGCGAGCAGUGUGGAGAACUCAGAGAUCUGUUUUUACAGGACAUGAAGUCGACUCACGAGUGGCUCUACGCUGUCGGAGACGACCUGAGCGACGUCAUCCAACAGAAGAACAAGACGGACAUAAAGAACCAUCUGCAGCCGUUAGUGGAGCACUACCCCGACUUCAGCAGGAAACACCUGGUUGCUAUUCUGAACUUCAGAGGUCUGCUGAGAGGCCGAGAACACCAGCUGAUCCUCCAGCGGCUCACGGAGCUGAAGAAGAAACAGGGCAGCAGUGACGGCGUCGACAAGAGCCAAGUUUUAUUUCAUGACAUGCAGGUCACCGUCAACACAGACUGCCUCUCCAAUCUGCCUUUCUCCUGCCUCAGCUUCCUGCUGCCAGACAACUAGCGCUGCAAGUAGGACGAGUCGCUGGAGGAGAAAGAAAGUGCACCUUUAGUACAGAAUCAGGUAGACAUGUGUCAUCAGUACACUGAACCUGUUACCUUCUAAAUGUUAUUUAUAAACCGAAACAACAACAAUGGACAUCAUGUAAGAUCCACUGGUACGGACAGAUUUGAUUGUGCAAAGUGUCGCGAUGAACGAUUGAACGUAGCUUACAGACUAAACAAGCACAAGACUUUUAUCUGAAUGAAUUUAGAGUUUAAAUAAUAAAGUAAAAUAAAUAACAAACUUAAUGUAACAUUAUUAACGUAUUCAUCGUUCCAUUAACAUUCUUGUGUGAGGCUCAUUGACUUUCCUGCUAACAAGUAUUGUGUGUUUAUGAGCCUCAUACAUUAUCUUCCUACUCACUAGAGCACCAAAUUCAUCCGCCGCUGAAAAUAGUUCCCAACAAAAGCACUAUUUCCUCCUUUUUGUAUGAUAUUAACGACAGUGACAAGCUUCUUUAGUGUUUUAAAUUAUAUAUAUAUAUAUGUAUAUACACCAAAUAAAGUUUAAAUUAAAUAAAAAAUAAUCUAAUAAGAUAAGUGCACUGGUUGUACACACAUAACUCAUACAGAGGCCUAACAGAUGAGAGGAAAAUGAGAUGUUUCCUCCAACACACUGAGAGAUGACACAUUUGUUUCUACUUAGGAAAUGUGACGCGUGCGGUGAAGAGGAACGGCAGAAUGUUUUCUGGGAAAGAAAACAUUCUGCCAACUGAUCUGGAUACAUUUAGUUCAACAAAGAUUGUGAAACUCUUACGUGUGGAUGACAUUCACAUGAAACAAAUAAAAAGCAGGUUUCCCAACAGUUGGAUUAUUCUCGUGUUAGAUACAUACACUUUGACGUCUGUGUGACUUUAAUUUGAGCUUUUAAUGUCAGAACGUGUAAGAAACUCUUUACAUGUGAACGUGUCAUGUGCUGCUGAGCAGGGAACUGAAUCUACUGGACUGUGUACGAGACAUUUAUCAUGUGUGAGCGCUCCAAACUCACUUCAGACUUAAAUUUGAGGGUUUUUAUUCAGUGAAAUGUGUUUUUCUGUCAAAUCUCUGACGUCAGAUGAGCCUGUGUGUUCACAGCUCUGCACAUUUAAGCUUAAUGUGAUUCUCUUUGCACAUUUUAUGAACUCAUUUAAUCAUAAUUGUGUUUUCUUGUGUUUGUAAAUACUGUAUGUAUGUUUGGUUGUUAUCAGGAGAAGAGUGGUUUAAAUCAACGCUUUUAAACUGUUUCUGACUUUGUUUGUGUUUCGGUAGCAAAAGUUCUCAUGAAUCCUGAUAAUUAUAUGAAUUUAAAUAUGAAAUUCUCGUGUGUUAGAUUUCCACGUCAGUGCAAAGGGAUUACAGAGGAAUAAAACUGUAUUUUUUUAAUAAAACAUAUGAAACUGA
This is a messenger RNA of Cottoperca gobio, 3940 nucleotides long. It is a transcript of the gene exoc3l4, whose product is annotated as exocyst complex component 3-like 4. Lineage: Eukaryota; Metazoa; Chordata; Actinopteri; Perciformes; Bovichtidae. Gene Ontology annotation, cellular component: exocyst. Gene Ontology annotation, molecular function: DNA N-glycosylase activity; SNARE binding; DNA-(apurinic or apyrimidinic site) endonuclease activity. The coding region runs from base 87 to 2522 and encodes 811 amino acids. The record is from RefSeq and is a predicted model, not a curated record. The transcript has 14 exons. Gene Ontology annotation, biological process: exocyst localization; exocytosis; base-excision repair.